UUGAUAAGUAAUCUGGCGAGCAUGUGAAGUGGUAUAUAAAAAGUGGAAGACGCGAAGCAGAGCAGUUUAGUCGUCAAUUUCCAUAUAUUGGCUACAACCGCAAAAUUGUUUGAUUUAUCAGAUCGCUACAAUAGCACGUAGGUUUUUUCAAAAAAUGGCUUCAGUAAUUCCGGCCGUUACGAAAAUAUCACCAAGAGUAAUAAGAGUGUUGGGCUGUAAUCCAGGCGUAAUGACUUUACAAGGAACCAACACUUAUAUUGUUGGUACUGGAAAAAGGAGAAUUUUAAUAGACACAGGUGAUUCUGAUGUACCGCAAUAUAUCAACCACUUAAGAAACGUUCUGGAACAAGAAAAUGUAGAUUUGGCUCAUAUUUUCUUGACUCAUUGGCAUCAUGAUCAUGUUGGCGGGCUUGAGGAUAUCUUAGAACAAUUACCAGAACAAACUAAACAUUGUGAAAUUUGGAAGUUUCCUCUUCAUAAAGAUGAAAAAAUAUCAAACAAUUUCGAACAUUUGAAAGAUGGUCAUGAAAUCUCAGUAGAGGGGGCAACUUUACGUACCAUACAUACACCAGGACAUACAGAAGAUCAUGUCGCACUCCAUUUAUUAGAAGAAGAUGCCAUUUUUAGUGGGGACUGUAUCUUGGGAGAAGGCACGGCAGUGUUUGAAGAUCUUUAUGAUUAUAUGGAAUCCUUAAGAACUAUAUUAUAUGUCCAACCUCAUGUUAUCUAUCCUGGUCAUGGAAAUAUCAUAUAUGAUCCUUUGGAAAGAAUCCAGUAUUAUUUGAGUCACAGACAAGAAAGGGAGCAACAAAUAGUUAAUGUAUUAAAUAGUAAUCAGACGCAGUCUUUUAGUGAAUACGAUCUAGUAACUUUAAUAUAUAAGGGAUUAUCUUCGAAUUUAAUUAAAGCUGCUGAAGGCAAUGUAAAUCAUCAUUUAAAUAAACUACUCAAAGAAGAUAAAGUUAAGAUAGUAAAUAACAGGUGGCAAUUUAAAACUACAGCGAAAAUCAUGUAAUAAGUAUUGUUUUGUUCGUUAUUGUGAUAUUAAAUUAUAAUUAAGUAUUUAGUAUAAAUCUAAUAUUAGUAAGACUCGAGAGACUGCUCCAUAUGAUGUAUUUAAUGUUAAAAAAGUUAUUUUAAUACAUAUUAAUUUAUAAAUAAA
This is a messenger RNA of Sitophilus oryzae (rice weevil), 1162 nucleotides long. RefSeq names its product endoribonuclease LACTB2. NCBI's taxonomy places the organism in Eukaryota, Metazoa, Arthropoda, Insecta, Coleoptera, Curculionidae. Gene Ontology annotation, cellular component: mitochondrial matrix. The record is from RefSeq and is a predicted model, not a curated record. The transcript has 5 exons. Gene Ontology annotation, molecular function: single-stranded RNA binding; RNA endonuclease activity. Bases 155 to 1015 code for a protein of 286 amino acids.